This is a messenger RNA of Pisolithus orientalis, 1348 nucleotides long. RefSeq lists its product as uncharacterized. The coding region runs from base 307 to 1290 and encodes 327 amino acids. The record is from RefSeq and is a predicted model, not a curated record. Lineage: Eukaryota; Fungi; Basidiomycota; Agaricomycetes; Boletales; Pisolithaceae. The transcript has 3 exons.
GGGGACAAUUGUGGUGGAACGGCUGAACCCAGCUGACUACGGACUAUUUUCCACUUGCUAAAUUAUCCGUUGACAGAUUUCACCACUCAUUGAGAUACAGUGCUACAUAGUCAAAAGCAUCCGUGAAUGCUACUGACGAUUCCAGACAUUUGGGAACAAUGCCUCGAUUGUCACCUCACAGAGUACACGCGUACGGAGGCUGAAGUGGUCUCUGUCGCGCAGAUACGUAUAUAUACUCUCCAGAGACCCUGCUCGUAGCACAUCCAUCGACUCUUCGCUCCUUACGCUCCUUACCCCCCACUCGCUAUGGAUCAAUUCCGUAAAAUAUUUAAGUUGUCUGGACAGGACAGCCAUGAAAAAUUACUCAAGCACUCCAAAUCGAUGCCGCUUCGGAAGGCUAAGUCUCCUAAGGAGCGGGACGGAGAAGGCUCGAAGUCCGUCCGUCGCACCAAAGAGCCGUUCAAGACCAGUCGUCCGAAUGAUGUUGAACAGAUGCCUGGUGUGCCGGUCACUCAGCAUCAACAUUCCUACGGCGCUGGCUUACAUGGAUCGUUUGGCGACCUCCUUGACAGGUUUCCCGAUCCGCCGGGUCCACCUCCACGGCCGAUUCGCAACCCCCUGAGGGCAACAUCUCUUAACAACGCAUCCCAUGUGACCAAUGCCACUCCUUCCUGUCCGACUGCAGUUAGAUAUCCAUCAUUACUAGACCAAUCCCGUGGCCGCCAACACCGCAAAUUUGCGAUUCAUCAAGUCAUCCCAAUUCCCGACUCGAAUCAUGAUACAAACAUAGUGGUCCCAGAAAAUGUGGUCCUUGGUAGCGUUAUACCACGUCGCGCGGCAAGGGACCGUGCACAAACGGAAGCACACUCUUAUGGGAGCGAUCCCUACCAAGCUCAUCAUCUGGCCUCCCAUACCGGUUCCGGCAGAGGUAGCGGACUGCAUUCGCGAGACGCCACUAUUGCAGAACGCAUGGACACUGGAGAGCGUGAACGCGCCCGUAAAUGGAUCGCUGAAUCUCCUUUGGCCCCCCCUGCUUACGAAGACAGCCCCUACAAUCUGCGUCCAGUGCGCUUCGACAUGCAGAAUUCUAAAUGCGCCAAGGUGGGGCUUGACUGUCAUGCUCAGCUGGCCACCGGGACCGGGCGCCCCCUGGAUGCGCGGUACGACGGACAAUAUCAUCGGUUAUUAGGCCCGAGCCUGCCAAGGGGUCUUGUUCCGGAAGUUGGGUCUAAUUGGUCGAACGACGUCCUCCCCAGGGCCGUUUGUUCUUGCGCGACUGGUCGGAUCUGAGUGUCUGCAUAUGACUUAGCACAUAGAUCAAGCUUCAAGUUGGGAGUGUCAUGGCAAU